Triticum aestivum (bread wheat) is the source of this 1358-nucleotide messenger RNA. RefSeq names its product probable pinoresinol-lariciresinol reductase 3. Gene Ontology annotation, molecular function: oxidoreductase activity. The record is from RefSeq and is a predicted model, not a curated record. The transcript has 4 exons. Lineage: Eukaryota; Viridiplantae; Streptophyta; Magnoliopsida; Poales; Poaceae. Bases 109 to 1140 code for a protein of 343 amino acids.
AAAUGAACUGGCACUAAACAAGUCAGCCAAUCAACGGCGCCUAUUGAUUCCAGGGCACAUUUCCUUGUUUCUUCCCCAUCCUUCGGCUCGGCUCGUCGAUCGGCGGCGAUGUCAGAGGAGGCGGCGAGGAGCAGGGUCCUGGUGGUCGGCGCCACCGGCCGCCUCGGGGGAAGCCUCGUGCGCGCGAGCCUCGCCGCCGGCCACCCCACCUUCGCGCUCAUUCGCCCGCACCACUUCGCCCUCCCCGACUCCGCCCCCCUCAAGCCGCUCGCCGCGGCCGGCGCCACCAUCCUCAAGGGGUCGCUGGACGAUUACCCGAGCUUGCUGGAGGCCGUGCGGCAGGUGGACGUGGUCAUCUGCGCGGUGCCCACGAAGCAUGCGCUCGAGCAGAAGCCUCUGAUUCGGGCUAUAAAGGAAGCUGGGUGCGUGAAGAGAUUUAUUCCGGCGGAGUUUGGAGUUGAUCACACAAAGGUGCAGAUUUGUGACAUGGACCAUGGCUUCUAUGAGAAGAAAGCUGAAAUCCGCCGUUUAAUAGAGAGCGAGGAUAUUCCUCACACGUACAUCUAUUGCAACUUCCUGAUGCGCUAUUUGCUUCCUUCGCUAGUGCAGCCGGGUCUAGAUGCCCCUCCAAGAGAUGAAGUUACGAUAUUUGGUGGAGGAGAUACUAAAGGUCUGGUGAUAUUACUUCUCUCAAAUCUGCUGUCUGAUACCUGGAAUGUAAAAUGUUUCUUCCAUGUUCUGUUUUUUUCCCUCAAGGAAGAUUUUGUCUCUGCAGGUAUCUUCGUUGAAGAGGGUGAUGUGGCUAAAUUUACAGUGUGUACCAUAGAGGACCCCAGAACAUUAAACAUGACAUUGUAUUUGAGACCUCCGGGAAAUAUCUACUCACUGAAUGAAUUGGUUAGCCUCUGGGAGACAAAAAUCAACAAAUGCCUAAAGAAGAUACAUAUAACUGAAGAGCAACUCCUUAAAAACAUUCAGAAUGCACCGUUUCCUCUGAAAAUGGAUUUGAUAUUUAUAUAUUCAGCUUUUGUUAAGGGUGAUCACACGUAUUUUGAAAUUGACUCGAGAAGUGAAGGAACUCAACUGUAUCCUGAUGUAAAGUAUACCACAGUUAGCGAGUACUUGGAUACACUAGUUUAGAAUGUUGGUGAUCUGUAUGUUGGUCAUAAGUACCAACCUUUUGUUUCAAUUGACAUUUUGAAUGAUGAUGGGAGUGAUGAAUGUGUUCCAAGUUCUUGUGCUCACAUUUUAAUGUGUUCCGGUCCCUUUUCUGUUCUCUGAAAGAAGUGGGGAGUGAUGAAUGUGCAUCGAGUUCUGUGUGCUCAAUAAAUAUAUGAAGCUGUCAGAUGUUCUUAUUA